Molecule: messenger RNA, 708 nt
Organism: Aspergillus affinis
Lineage: Eukaryota; Fungi; Ascomycota; Eurotiomycetes; Eurotiales; Aspergillaceae
Product: PEX11 family protein
Exons: 3
Coding region: 1-708 (235 amino acids)
Biological process (GO): peroxisome fission; regulation of peroxisome size
Cellular component (GO): peroxisomal membrane
Source: RefSeq, a predicted model, not a curated record
AUGGUCGCCGAAACUCUGGUCCAUCACCCUGCCUUGGCACACUACUUGCGUUUUGUCGCGACGACUGUCGGCCGUGACAAGAUCCUGCGCACCCUGCAGUACUUCUCGCGUUUCUACGCUUGGUACCUGUACCGCACCAACCGGCCCCAGGCCUCCAUCGACCCCUACAAUGCCGUGAAGAAGCAGUUCGGCACGACGCGCAAGAUCCUGCGUAUCGGCAAGUUCAUCGAGCAUCUCAAGGCGGCCGCCGUCGCCCUGGACAACAAGGGCCCCGUCGACCCCGUCCUCCGCUACCUGGCCGUCGGUCGCCAGCUCGGAUACGCCGGCUACCUGACCCUGGACAGCAUCCAGGUCAUCGACGUGAUUGGCAUCCGCAAGCUGGCCUCCGCCAAGCGGUUGUCGGAUAACGCCUACCGGUGCUGGCUGGCCGGAUUGGUCUGCAGCUCGAUUGCCAGCGUCUACACUAUCUGGAGACUGCAGGAGAAGUCGAAGACUAUUGACCUCAAGGAGGGUGAGGGUGUUGUGGAGGCGAAGAAGUUGCAGAAGGAGCGCUCGACUGCUCGUACCCAGCUCAUCUCGGACGUGUGCGACUUGGCCAUCCCCGCCUCUACUCUGGGAUUGAUCUCGCUCGACGACGGCCUUGUCGGUAUCGCUGGUACGAUCAGCAGUUUGAUCGGCGUGGUGUCGCAGUGGAAGAAGACCGCAUAA